Messenger RNA from Lynx canadensis (Canada lynx), 1049 nucleotides. RefSeq names its product ERCC excision repair 1, endonuclease non-catalytic subunit (gene ERCC1). The transcript has 10 exons. The record is from RefSeq and is a predicted model, not a curated record. Lineage: Eukaryota; Metazoa; Chordata; Mammalia; Carnivora; Felidae. Gene Ontology annotation, molecular function: damaged DNA binding; single-stranded DNA binding. Gene Ontology annotation, biological process: UV-damage excision repair; mitotic recombination; nucleotide-excision repair. Gene Ontology annotation, cellular component: ERCC4-ERCC1 complex; nucleus; nucleotide-excision repair factor 1 complex. Bases 113 to 997 code for a protein of 294 amino acids.
AAGUGCGGCGAGCCCGGGGACGCGCUGGCCGCGCCGGCGGUGGGACGCCUCUGUCCCUCUCCGGUCUUUUACUCCCGGCUCGGGGACGAGGAGGCCCCAGAAGAACCUUGGGAUGGACGAAGAGGGAGUGCGGCAGCCCUCCGGGCCACCCACGAGGAAGAAGUUCUUCAUACCACUGGAUGAGGAUGAGGCCCCUCCUGCGGGGUUCAAGCCCUUAUUCAAGUCCACGGGGAGCCUUCCCACCAUGGAGACCUCAGCCCAGGCCCCCCCUCAGACCUACGCCGAGUAUGCCAUCUCGGGACCUCCAGGAGGGGCUGGGGCUCCACACCCCACGGGGCCAGAACCCCUGGCAGGAGAGACCCCCAACCAGGCCCCCAAACCGGGGACGAAAUCCAGCAGCAUCAUUGUGAGCCCCCGGCAGAGGGGCAACCCCGUGCUGAAGUUUGUGCGUCAUGUGCCCUGGGAGUUUGGUGACGUGCUUCCCGACUAUGUGCUGGGCCAGAGCACCUGUGCCCUGUUCCUCAGCCUCCGCUACCACAACCUCCACCCGGACUACAUCCACGGGCGGCUGCAGAGCCUGGGGAAGAGCUUCGCCCUGCGGGUCCUGCUCAUCCAGGUGGACGUGAAAGAUCCACAGCAGGCCCUCAAGGAGCUGGCUAAGAUGUGCAUCCUGGCUGACUGCACCCUGGUCCUUGCCUGGAGCCCUGAGGAGGCCGGGCGGUACCUGGAGACCUACAAGGCCUAUGAGCAGAAGCCGGCCGACCUCCUGAUGGAGAAGCUGGAACAGGACUUCGUCGCCCGGGUGACUGAAUGCCUGACCACCGUGAAGUCUGUCAAUAAAACCGACAGCCAGACCCUCCUAACUACUUUUGGGUCUCUGGAACAGCUCAUAGCUGCGUCCCGAGAAGAUCUGGCUUUGUGCCCGGGCCUGGGGCCCCAAAAGGCCCGGAGGCUGUUUGAUGUCCUACACAAGCCCUUCUUGAAAGUGCCCCGAUGACCCCAGCUGCCAGAGAGGCCCUCGUUGUAACAAUAAAGCAUUUUCCAGGUUU